Pomacea canaliculata is the source of this 10062-nucleotide messenger RNA. RefSeq lists its product as uncharacterized. Gene Ontology annotation, cellular component: plasma membrane; protein-containing complex. Lineage: Eukaryota; Metazoa; Mollusca; Gastropoda; Architaenioglossa; Ampullariidae. Gene Ontology annotation, molecular function: calcium ion binding. The record is from RefSeq and is a predicted model, not a curated record. Gene Ontology annotation, biological process: heterophilic cell-cell adhesion; cell communication; establishment or maintenance of epithelial cell apical/basal polarity.
UUUUCAACACUCAUGGAUGUCACACGACAGGUAGCGUCUCACAGGAACUGUCACCUUCCCCUUCGCUUGCCGCUCGCACUCUGAACCUCUUGUGCAAUCAGUGAGGGCGACGGGACCUCUGAACAAAGAAAGGACAGCUCAUCCCACUUCGCAGAAGGCGCGGAACAAGUUUGUUUUAGCUUUCGCAUAUCCCGACAUCGGGCUCCAGGGCUGCAGGAUAUUUGGGGCUUAUCCCUAUAUAGACCCCUGCUUCUCCUCCUGCCCUGCAAAAGGGAGGCUGACAACACGCAGGCGGGAUGCGAUGACAGUUGCGCUCUCUCAGCGAGCAAGCAAGUUGAAAUUCCCUGUAUUGGAGGACAUUGCGUUAUGACAGUAUAGUCCCCCCGCUCUGUGGCAUGCUUUUUGGAAACGCGCACACCUGGAUGUUUGUUCUACUUCGUCUCAUUGGAUUUUCAGUUUCCUUCUUCAAAAACGUGAUUAGUUCAAAGGGUUUCUACUCUCAACUGCUGCAGUAUUUCAAGACUUGACAGUGAAUUUCAAAACAAAAUUGUGUGGCUUCUUGGUGCCUCGCAAUCUGAAUAAGCCGUCAAGGCAUUCACAUUAACUUUUUCCAAGACUUUGCAAGGCAUCGCAAGACUGUGGCUUUGAUCUUGUGAAUUGUGAAGACUCCACUGUGUGUGUGUGUGGAACAUUAACACGAACUCAAAUCUAGAGUUUCCAUGGCGACUAAAGGAUGGAUUCUGAAAGUGCUAUUUUUCAUCGUACAGAUGGCGCUUUGCUCAGGAAACGCCAAGGUACAAGUUCGAUUCGACAAAUACAGCAACCCAAAUGAGUUCAAGGAAGACGGCCACUGCUGUGAUGGAGAGCUGAGGGGUAUUAACUGCACUGGGCACGUGUGACUACAGCGCUCGGGUGUGUCUGGGGUCAAGUGACGAGACCCCAUGCGACCUGCUUUCCGUUGACACCGGAGCCUUCGAAUUGUCCGGCAAUGGUGACGUCAAAUUUGUGUCUGGACGACCCAAUCCGGUGCUUUUUGACCUCCCAACGUGGACGGGUUCCGUGUUCAUUACUCUGCAAAUCCUGGACCUGGACACCAGUGCCUCAGAGAAUGUGGAUAAGUUCAGCUUCUGGUAUAGUCUCCAGUCUCCCGUGCGCAACCGUCUAGCUGGACCCUCCGACUACACGAACCACACACUCAUUGGGCAGCGGAAGGUAGAACCCACCAGCCUGUCCGUCAGCGUGAAUGUCAUGUGUGACCGCUUCUAUUACUCGGACAACUGCUCCGUCAACUGCGUUUCUUCCGACGACUGCAACGGCCACUACGACUGCGACACCACCACGGGAGAGCGCACUUGUCUCCAGGGCUGGGGUGGCAGUGCCUGCAGUGUCCAGCUGUCCACCGACCAUGGAUGCAACAAAGAUCAGGUGUGCUAUCACGGCUCUACCUGCGUUCCUUACGACAACAAACAAUUCUACUACUGCUGCUGCGCCGCGGGGUACACGGGUAUCAACUGUGAGACGGACGUGGACGAGUGUGCGUCACAGCCCUGUCACAAUGGCGGCAACUGCUCUCAAGGAGACCCCGGCAAAUAUGAGUGUCAGUGCCCUCUCAGGUACAAGGGACGUAACUGUGAAGAGAGUAAGACAUGUGCCGAUAACCCAUGCCUCAACAACGGUAACUGUAGCCCUAUACGGGUAGCCACGACGGAAACAUUCUAUUGCAGCUGUCCCCCGGGUUUUACGGGUGGUCUAUGCGAGUCUGUCAUUACCACCACCACCAUCCCUACAACUACAACUACCACACCAACGACCACUUCUACUCCUUCCACAACUACUUCAUUGACAUCUACAAUGUCAACACCAGCUGUGUGUAGUGAGGAUUUGUACGGCCCCGAACUGCAGCGUGUUUUGCAGGGUAGGAACGACUGCACCGGACAUUACUCGUGCAACCGACUGACGGGACUCAUGGAGUGUCUGCCAGGAUGGCGCGGGGCUAACUGUAGUUCCAAGACACAGCCCGACCCAGGGUGCCAGUGUCAGAACGGCGGAGAAUGCUUCUUGGACACCUGUUGUUGUCCGGACAACUUCACGGGCCUGUUGUGCCAAACGCCGGUCUCCUAUUGUCGGGCCGGGAGGUGCUUGAAUGGAGGAACUUGCUACGAAGAAGCUUCUGGUUUUCAGUGCGCAUGCGCUGCCGGGUUCACGGGGGAGCGGUGUGAGAAGGCUGUCUGCCCGAUGGAUUUCUUCGGUCCCUCGUGCGCUGUGUAUUGUAAGGAGGAAGACAGCUGCGAAACAGGGCAGUACACGUGCCACCCGGACACCGGGGCUCGCGUCUGUCGCUUCGGUUGGAGGGGUCAGCAGUGCAGUGAGCGUGACCCCGCUGCGCAACACGAAGUUGCGUGUCCCAACAGCGAAUGUCGCAACAACGGAAUUUGCGCUAACAACACCUGCUGCUGCCGGCCAGGAUUCACCGGGUCCUUGUGCCACAUCGAGAUCCUGGAGUGCGCCAGCUCCCCUUGUCAAAAUGGGGCCCGGUGCCAUGACCUCAUCGCGGACUACCGCUGCGAGUGUAGGAGAGGCUUUGCCGGCAAGAACUGCGAGAGCAGGGUGGAACCAACCCCAAGCGACGUCACUUCUCCCGUUUUUGACCCUUGCUACGGAGUAACCUGCUUUAACAAAGGAACAUGCGUCAACAACGGCACCGCCGAGUCCAUCUGUCUUUGUCUCGAAGGCUUCUCCGGAAAGUUUUGCCAGGAUGUCGUUUCUCACAUGACGUCUACACAAAAUCCUCUUCUGCCUCCCUGCCAGAAGAACUACUACGGGCCAGACUGCACUACCUUCUGCAAGGAAGAGCACUCUUGCGACAUGGGACACUACUAUUGCGAUCCCCAGUCCGGGGCUAAGAUAUGCCGCAACGGCUGGAGUGGACCGCAGUGUCUGACCAGGAUAGUCGCUCACGAGAAUGACCCCGAGUGCCCUAAAGGUAUCCCCUGCUUAAAUGAAGGAUCAUGUUCCAAUGGAACUUGCUGUUGUCGUCAAGGAUUUUCCGGUACAUACUGCGAGGUUGAGGAGCUGCACUGUGCUCGAUCUCCCUGUCUGAACGGACGAUGCCAGGACCUGCAGAAUGGAUACAAGUGUGAAUGUAACCAAGGCUACGACGGAAUCCACUGUGAGAACUUUACGGAGAUUAGCAAUACGACUACAGUGCCUUCACUUGCUACUGAUGCUAAUGUUAAAGAAACGAUAGAUGUGCGUUCUACACCAAACACAAGUCCAGGAAUAGAAACCAACCCUGGUUCCAAGUUCUGUCCAGUUAUAGAGACAACUUCUAGCGCAGGAGUGGAUACAUCUGGUCCAGGUUCGAGCUCAGAAAAGGAAACACGUUCUGUACCAGACACUCAGACAAGUCCUAGCUCUGGCCUAAUAAUGGCGACGAGUUCUGGUUCAAGUUCAAGUUCAGGAAUAGAAACAAGUUCCUCGUCAAAAAUAGAGACAACAUCCAUACCAGGAAUAGAGACAAGCUCCAAACCAAGAACCGAAUUAAGUCCCACAACAGAAAAUGAAACAAGUUCCACAGCAGGAAUAGUGACUAGUUCCACAUCAGGAACUGAAACAAGUUCCACACCAGGAAUUGAAACAAGUUCCACAUCAGGAAUUGAAGCAAAUUCCACAGCAGGAAUAGUGACUAUUUUCACAUCAGGAAUUGAAACAAGUUCCACAUCAGGAAUUGAAACAAGUUCCACAUCAGGAAUUGAAACAAAUUCCACAGCAGGAAUCGAGACCAGCUCGGGCGCAAGUUUCAGCCCAGGAUUGGAGACAGGAUCAAGUUAUGGCCCAGGAAUAGAAACUACUUCUGCCCAAGGAGCAGAAAAUAGUUCUAUUCUAGUUUCUGGUUCAGAAGUUACGCAAGAAAUGGCAUCAGUGACGUCAGUUCCGGCUGUAACAUGUGGCUCGAAAAUCUGUUAUAAUGGAGGGACUUGCUUUUCAUUCUCCAACGGAAUUCAUAUAUGCUUAUGCCAAUCUGGCUUCGAAGGUGAUCAGUGCGAGGUGGUCACUGGUCUGGAAACGUCAUCUACAACUAGGGGAGUCACAAAAAGAACAACUGAAAAUGCGUUUUUGUCGUCAUCGGCUUCGACUUCAACUGAAGCCACCACGGAGAAAACUGGGAUCUUAAUCGGCAUGAACAUUAGCACAGAGAGAUCCUGGGCUCAGGGCGUCACUGAGCUAGCUUCCCCUUCAACCGUUGACGCCAGUUCAAGGAGUGAUCCAGGGACGCCGGAAACUACCGUUGUCACGGAAACAACUAGUUCGAAUGAUUCAGCAGCGUCUUCAGUAACACAGAAUAGUUCCUCUACAGAGCAAACUACUGCCACGGUUAGUUCAGACAACAGUUUGAUGACACAGCCAGGUGGGGAUCACCUUGCCACCACUAGCACUUACGACAAAAACACAAGUGGAGGGGAGUACAACUCGACCAGAGACAUUUUUGGAGUAGAUACAAGUGAGGCAUUAAACAACGCCACUGUGCCUCCAUACACAUCUGGAACCAGCGCCAGUGAGAAUGUGUUUCAGGCAUCUACAAGUACCACCAAGCCUGGGUAUGACUCAUCUCCAGGCAUAGAUGCUACCACCUCAAACGGUACAGUUACCGAUUCUGCUUCUUCUGGCUACCCGAGCAGUCCAGAUGGCUUCCGUUCAACGCUGUCAGCAAGAGACACAGGUCUACCUGUCAACGCAACCAGCAAAGACUCGUCAGUAAGUCCACAAACAACUGCACUGACAACCAGCUCUGAGAACGAAACAAUGAUCGUGACACGCAACAUCACAGGAGGGGUCAGUGACGCUCCAGACUUGACAUCAGACCGUCUGCCUUCAGAAAGUAAUUUUGUCCACGGGCAGACAACAUCGGAUUACAUAGAUGCCCGUACAUCAGGCGGGACAAACGAGACCACAACUGCAGUGGGAGGAGACACUACGGUCCACCCUGCUAGUACAGUUAAGAGAACAACGGACGAAAAUUAUCAUAACGAUGGCGAUGGCGAUGGCGAAGACACAACUCACAACGACUACACAGGAGAUUGGUUUUCCGCUGAUGACCAUUCUGUCCCUUCGUCAACGUGGCCGUCACUACCUCUCGAAACCCCUGCUCCCGAAACCCCUGCUCCCGAAACCACCGCUCAGCCGACCACCGCUCCCCAAACCUCCGCUCAGCCGACCACCGAAGAGACCAACUUGGCACCAGGCACCUUUGUGAACCCAAUUGAACUCUUUUUGAUAGGGACAGUGAAACCUGUCGAUGAGAGCUCCCUGAUAAACAUCGUGGAGACGGUGCUGAAUCAGACGUAUAACGACGUUGACUGUUGUGUGGGAACCAAAAAACUCACUUCAAGAAAGUACAUCGGUCCUGAUGGCCUCAUGGUUCAGAUGUUCAACAUCGUGUACGUGUCUAUAAACUAUAUGGAACCCCGUUUGCCUCGCGACCAAGUUCUUACAAGGAUUAAUCAAGAUUUGGAGACGACUCCUCCCUUCAGUAGCACUGGUAUCCGUGUGUAUACUGGACCGCAAAACGCGCUUUAUCCAUUGGAAAAUAAAUACGAAAUAGAAGUCGUCGGCGAUUUGCACAUCGAACAGCUGACGAAUAUCACACUGGAGAUAGCUGCUGUCUGGAGGACCCAAACUCCGGAUUGUCAGUGUAAAUAUGAAGUUAUCUUUCUGAUUGCCAAGAGCUACAUCGGGGAUUAUGGGACGAAGUUGACACGUUUGGUGUACUUCAUAAAUAAAGAUGGCAAAGAAGUGUCUUCACUGCAAACUAAGCCUCCAUCUAUAGAGACUUAUAACUCCGUGUUGGAUAACCAGAAAGACUCCUUCAAACCUGUAUACGAGGGAAAUGCCAGCGUGCCCUUUGACCGUCACUACACCCUCUACCUCAACGUGCAGCUGAAGAUGGUGACGGACGCGGGAGUUACACUUCUGGAGAAGUUACAAGAAAUAUGGCUGCUAUACUUAAAGGACAAAGUUGAUAUGUGUUCCCCUCAGAAGUGCACUGUAAGUGUCCGGUACACCAGACCUGAGUUAUUCCUCACGGAAAGUGGCUAUGUCAUCAACAGUCUGGAUUACUUUGUCAUUCUCGACGGAAGCCCCGUGGACCCCACCAAGGUGGCAGGACCGACACCAGACGACUUUGAGAACGCCGGAGUACCGCUGUGUCGUUGCGUGGCAACGCCUCUUCCUUAUGAUGAUGCUUUGGGGUCGCUGACGUGGUCAGAAAUCAACUCUUAUGUCAAUGACUUAAACAAACAUGAAAAUGGCUCAGCCAUUGCUGUCUCCCGGCAAAGCUUUCUCGACAGUAGUGGGAAUGAAGCUACUCGAUUUUAUUAUGCAAGCAUCAAUGAUUCCAAGAGUGGGUCUCCACCUUUGCAUGAUUUGAUGAAUAAAAUCACCGAACGGCACAAGGUGGUCCUUCCACAGCAGCCACUGCGGCGCCAGUUUACCCUGGUCUUGGAGGACGUGGUAACUGAAGGGGAAAGCAACUUUCUCCAAACCUACCUCAGAAAGGCCUGGGAGAUUGCAAACAACGGUGGCGAAGCAGGAGGAAUAUCGGCGACGAAAAGUACGACAACCGGUGACUGGAAAGAGUCCACACCUGAAGGUAUUCCGGGUACAGCCUUGUUCAUCAAAAUCACAAGUGUUGAUUCAUCGUACCUGGCGGACAACAAGAGCAUCACAGUGACAGUCGUCAAGUACACCGUCAACGUCGUGAAGGCGGAUUCCAGCAUCACGAUUGCGGAGGAGCCAUCGAAAGUCAGUCUCCUCCAGGGAUUCCAAGGAUCCUCUUACAUCAUCUGCGCAUGCGUGCCUCUCAAACCAAGGGAGAUAAUCACUUCGAAAGCAGUCAAUCCUGACAACACCUCCAGCAUUAUAUCGUCGAUAGAGAAGGCUUGGAAAAAGGAAAACCCAAAUUUUACCGGUAGCUUCACUUUCAACAUCCGAGAUCUUUACGUCAAUCAUACAGGAACAGACGGAAUACUGUUAUUGUCAGCCCAAGAACUAAAAGCAAGGAACGCCUUCGCACUUUGCCCUUUGAUCCCGUGGGGUCAGUGCGAUCUUUUAAAAACAUCACCCGCAUCAUCUACACUGUUCUUCCGAACGCAAGUUCUCCGCGCGUUCGGUUUCAGUGAUCUGGACUUGCAGGAGCCUUCAAACAAAACCAUUAAAGAAAUCUUUGGCGAAGAGCCUGAAGUCAAGACACAGCCCCCAUCAUCAUCAAAACAGUUUCCAUGGUGGAUUCCAGUUGGUAUCGUUCUUGGCCUCCUUCUACUCAUCAUCAUCAUUCUGAUCUUCUUAUGCAUCAUCAGAGACUUGAGGCGGCGGGAGUCCAGAAACAUCAAACAGAAGCCGGAGCACAUCAACGGCUAUGACCGCGAACACUUCUCCUCAGAACCUGCGUUCGACAACCCGUCCUUUGCAGUGGACGACCCAGACCUGAAUGAUAGCAAAAGUAGCACUUAUUUCGUCAACGUGGUCCCUGACCAGCCCCCACAACCGAAUGACACGUAGACCUGUCCUGUACACGUCAUCGGUCACCAGAACCUUUAGCGUCCUACGUCCUGGUCACCACCGAGUCGGCGGAAAGAAGAACCUUUGGCUGGCUUCCCCUGCUACUGUUCUUCACAAAAUGAUGCUAAAAACAAUUUGAGGUUUUGUGGAGACAAGGUUCAUGGGUGUCGACGUAAAUAAAUGUAGGAUUGCAGCCAUGCAAUAUUGAAGAGUGAUUAGAUAGUGGACAGAGAUGUGCAGAGCUUUCUGUUCUACUGCCAUAGCGCUGGUAGUGGACUCUGCAUAGAAUAGGCCCAGUAGUUAGAUACUAACUCAGAUUAUCCAACAAUUUUUUGCUUGUUCUGUUUAACUAACUUUGUUUUUCUAAUUUGUUUGUUGGUUUGUUUAUUUAUUUGCUAUUUUGAAGUUGUGCAGCAAACGAGAACAUUUGAAGAGAAACGUAUAAACAUUUAUUAUAGGUUUGAUUUGUUUUUAAAUUCCAAUUUUAAAGCAACCACCGCAUUAAAAGGUAAACAACACAUCAUUAGAGACUAAUUAUUAAGAUAGGUCAAAGUUUAAUGUGAAGUAUGAGCUAUUUUUAACGGCCUCUUGUUGUUGUAUUUUGACUGUUGUUGACGAUACGCAGCUGAUAUGGUGACAUAAACACUCCCUGACACACCCAGUGACGCAGACUUCUUAUUUACCUAUAUAUAUAUACAAAGCCGUGAUAUUUAUCAUUCCGUUUGAUUAUACAAAUAAAACCUUGUUAGUUUACAUGUUCUUAAUAUGUUUGUGAUUGUCUUAAGUGGACAAAAACAUUUUUCAAGGCAAUAGUCUUCCAUUCGUCAAUACUUUCAUUAUUUGCUUAGGCAGCAUCAAAAAUAUAUUUCCUAAAUAUUUUUAUCAUUUAAUUAGGAUACUGAACAAUCUAAUUGAUGUACAUCGUAAUUAAAGCAUCUUUGAUGUUAGGUAAUAAACUGUAAGCAAUUAUGAACAGCAACAAGAAGUGUUAUUACAACAUUAAUUUGUAUUGUUGAAGAAAAGUUGUGAUGUCGUUUAUUAUAGUCAGUAGGUGAUAAUAAUCCAGUAUGUUCAGUAUUGUCAGCAUGUGUAUUAUUAAGAUGAAAACUUUUCAAAGCAUUAAUGUGAUUCAUUGUAUGUCAUAAAAUAUUGCCGCUAGAUUUGAUAAUUGUAAUACCCAAUCAUGUAUUUACCCAGAUUAUCCGCUGGGGCAAUGGAUUUGACUGCUUUAGAUGCAUUUUAUUUACGAAGGUCUUGACUUUAUUCAUAUGAACAAAGCACAUCAUAUCAGAGGACAGAUCUUCAUUCAUCCUUCCUUAGCUUUUAUUUCUCCGCCGGCGCAAACGUGUUCCCCUAUGUAUAAUGAGCCAAAGAAAUCCAUGUGAAAAGCAAAUCUUUAGGUUUUGUAUGAUUUAAUUAGUCUUCAUCGCUUGUUGAUUGCUGAUAAAGUCAUCAGCGCGCAGACUGUGUAUGGUUCUCACUUGUUCUCUCAGCACAAUGAGUUUUGGAAAAGAUAGUGACGUCAUAACCGGUGCUUGCUUUCUGUGUUCAGCUCAGAAUUCUAAUAAUAGACUACUCUGCCGUGCAUAAAUAAAUAAGUAAAUAAAUCUGUCAGACGAACUAAAAACUAAACUCAACUCAUAAUGUGAAAUGUAGCGAGGUCAGUGAUGAAGUGAGUUAGAGAAAUGUUAUUAUAACACAAAUGUCUUUUACAAGGUCUCAUUAUGAAAAUGAAUUUAGAAUCACGAUGAAUCUUUGCUCUAGAUGGCUGCCAGCAAAUAUCCUGGACUGUAACUAUCAUUACUCCAUACAAUUAAUUCCAGGAACCAAAGUCAAAAAAUAUAUAUCAGAAACAUGCUGACCUUUGAACCUUGUGAACAGAAGCUCGCAAUGACGUAGGAUCCAAAAGUUAUGGUCGUUCAGUUCUGUCACAUAAACUGAAAGUUUUCUUUUUUUUCUCUCUCGCAUUUACAGGCACCGUGGAGCGAAGACACUUCAAAACAAUCCAGCGCGAUUCAAUAAGCGAAAUUUCGAUAGACAGCAUUUUGUGGCGGAGCCGGUACAGUACGAGAACGAAGCGUUUGAGAAAGCCGGCGGUUACGUCGUCAACCCCGAAUAAGACGAUAGAGUCGUGACGUAAUGUAAUACUUACUGUCUGUGUUAACGUUCGCCAUCUUCACAAAUCCGUUUAAUGUAUUUAACACUUAACUUGUUUUCUUUAUGUCCACGUCGUUUAAAUUUGAGAUAUAAUUAUUAUGUUGUGUUUUUUAAUUAAUACAAGCAGUGCAGACUGUGGUUGUCAAUAAGAAUAAUUUCAUUGGAUUUCAUUUAAUUGUGUGCUGUGAUGUGACAGCAUUAAGCAUUUGUGAUGACUUCAGCUGACUUGUUUUGUAUCUACCUUGAUACGUCCAGAUUGCCCGGAUGAUUGCCAGAUGUUUCUAUGCAUUGCUUAUAAAGUUACAGCGUUUUUUUGUUCAUGGAUUUCAAUAAAGGUUGUUUUCUUUA